UUGGCUCGAAAGGAAAAGGAAGUAGCGCAUGUUCUACACAAGUUUGACCCUUGUGGAUGUAACGUUAGAAUUUAUCAUUACCACAAAUUCAUGCCGUUAUUUUAGUGAAAUGUACCUCUAAAAGCCGCAGCAAUAAUUCAGCAGCAUGAGACUGACAGCGUUGCUUUCUAUGGCAGCAAAAGCUGCAUUUCCACACGAUUAUCGUUAUGGCACAAACAGACCGUGGACGAUCGCAGCCCAGCGGCUCAAUCCACCAGGCAAGAAAAGAAGAAAGGUGCUUGUUGAACCUAUUGCAAAUGAGGACUGGCAUGUCGUGAGAGGAGACACAGUGGAGAUUUUGUCUGGAAAGGACAAAGGAAAGCAAGGCAAAGUUGCUCAGGUGAUCCGACCUCGAAACUGGGUCAUACUCGAGGGCCUGAACACGCAUUACAGGUAUAUUGGCAGAUCUGGAGAUUACCGGGGUACUUACAUCGCCAGUGAAGCCCCUCUGCUGCUGAAGGAUGUUACAUUAGUUGACCCUACUGACAGGAAGCCCACAGAUAUCGAGUGGAGAUACACUGAAGAGGGCGAGCGAGUGCGUGUUUCUGUCAGGACAGGACGGAUAAUUCCCAAACCAGUCUAUCAGAGAAAAGAUGGCAUCAUUCCCCAGCAGUGGAAAGGUGGGGUUUCUGAAAGCUUAAAAACAAUGCAUUUCUUCCUUUAG
This is a messenger RNA of Sinocyclocheilus rhinocerous, 703 nucleotides long. It is a transcript of the gene mrpl24, whose product is annotated as mitochondrial ribosomal protein L24. The transcript is spliced from 5 exons. Gene Ontology annotation, cellular component: ribosome. Lineage: Eukaryota; Metazoa; Chordata; Actinopteri; Cypriniformes; Cyprinidae. Bases 146 to 703 code for a protein of 185 amino acids. Gene Ontology annotation, biological process: translation. Gene Ontology annotation, molecular function: structural constituent of ribosome; RNA binding. The record is from RefSeq and is a predicted model, not a curated record.